CGCCCAAAACAAAAGUACUAACAGUCCUAGAUCGGAAUGGUGUUCUAAUUGACUUCUAGAAUUUAUGAUCGCGAUCGCAACUUUUGCGUAGAUCACAAGAAUAUGGAAGGAAUUUAUGAAGUAUCGUCUUCUGAAAAAGUCAAAUCUCUGGAAGAAGAUCUAAAGAAAGAGCUGAAGGAAUUACAAAAUGAAGUCGAAGAGGGAAAUUUCCUGAGCUCGUCUGCAGCGCCAAAGGCAUUCGGAUCUGUUCCGUUGCCUAAGGAUGUCGAUCACUUUAAAAGAGAAAGGAAGCUUGCCAUUAACAAAAGUCUUCAGGUUCGCGAAGCUCAGCCUUUGAUUAUACAAUCAGAUGUGAUGCAAGAGGAGAUGACCAGCUGUUGUCAAGUAGAAUAUACUGCAAAGAGUAUUCCACUUUUGCUUCAUCAGUUUUUUGUGGACAGAAUAGAACACUUGGUUCAGUGUAAACACAUGCACAUGCUGCGCUGGGCCCGUUUCUGUGAGCACACAAAGGCCAUAGAAAAUCUGUUUCCUGUGUACCAGAAAAGGCUCAGUUAUAUCAUGGAAGAAUAUCAAGAUUGUCUCCAGCGCGCGAGAAGGCUGGCUGUGGCAUGUGAAGUAACUCUAGCGGGAGGUGAUUCGGCGAUGAGUGUAGUUACUAUGGAUGAUCUACUGAUUUACAGUCGAUGGUUCAUCUGUAUGUUGCAUUCAGUGAAGAAUAUUCAUGCAUUCAUCAGGACGGUCGAGUGGCUUCCUUUGACACACAAGAACACUAUUUUACCUCAAGUCGCUGAAAAAGAAGAAAAACCUCCUGAACAGGAACGAAAGGCCUCUGUGGGACCGCCCUCCAAAGCACGAGGCCAACUGAAGAAGAUUCUCAGUCAGGUGUCGAUUACGGCCCAUCUCCAUGUCCUGAGGCCCCAACCCACCCCUGAUGCUAGUCUUCCACCACCUCCCCCUCUUAGUCUGACUCCAUAUCAGCUGGUGUCAGGAACGAAUCCCUCCAUUGCGGCUGCAGCAGCUGCUUCGGGCGGAGGGUUGGCGUCUGACGAGAUAAACCUGAAGUUGCCACUACACGAGACAAUUUUUACCACCAUAAAGCCGCUGUUGGAGUUCUUUAUGACUUGUUAUGCUGUUGAGAUGGACAUCAAUCAAAUCAACACUCAUGCAGAUGAAAUGGAUCUCUUUACGAUGGUCUCCAGGAGAUUCAAAAAAGUUUUCUCCAAACAAGAACAAAUGAGAACAUUCCCCGUUUACGAUGCUUCAAUCGAGGAGUUUGGAGAUAGCAAAAUAAGAAGCGAAGGAGCCUUGCACACUUUUAAGCAGCAAUCGAACUGGACCUCUUUUAAUUCUCUUAGGCCAGAGCAGGCCUCUAUUCAAGUUAAGGCCAUGACAAAGCUGAAACAUAAAGGCAACAUCGAUGAGUUACUUAGAGCUCAUUCACGUUUCCUUCAUGUACAAGAUGGCCAGAGAAUACUAUCAUCAUUAAAAGAACAUGCUAAAGCUGUCUUGGAGCCGCCAAAACCUCAUGCAGUUUCUGUGACGACUUACCGCGCUGAGAAUGACACGGCUGCAGUUUGGAAACGUAUCUUCAGCUAUGCUUCUGUGAGUUUGAGCUCCAAGGAUGAUGUUCUGGAGUUUGACACCAAAAUCAGUGAAGACGACAUGGGUGGUAAUAGUAACUCCACUGGUGAAUUUGAUCUUGGUACUGCGGUGGAACUUCUCGGCUUGGAUGACGAAGAUGCUAAGACUCAGGCCAGUAAACUUCAAGGCGCCUACAUGUCCUUUCUCCUUCUGAGGCACCUUAGGCUAAGGGAUCUGCAGAGAUCGUGCCUUGGCAUACUCAACUACUUCAAGUCAACUGAGAGAACGUUAACGAUUAAUGAUGGUGGCUUGUCAUUGGAAGGAGGAAAACAAAAGGCGUCCAAACAUCAAGUGUUCCAUGGCGGUGGAAUUUCAGGUGUUGGAUCACAUCAGUACAUUCACAACACUCCGGCUGAUUACAGGGUUGAACAGUCUGAAUUCAUGGAGUUUUCAGAGGUCGAAAAUCAUGAUGACUUCAUUACAACUGAAGAAGGUCGGGUGCAUAUUCAGGACCAAAGAGGCUACUACAUCUUGUAUGAUACGGCGCUUGCAGCCUUCAAGGAACUGGAGACUGAACUUUUGCUUGUGGCCACCCAUUUCCUUCAGAAAGACAAAGAUUUGAGGCUUCCCAAAAAUUCAAAGUUUCAGGGAGAUCAUAUUGAUCUGGCAGCGUAUGGUCAUCAGCAAGUGGACAGAUUUGCUGUUCUUUUGGAUUUAUGGACAAAUGAAGCUGCAUAUUUGGAAAACAAGAGACAGCUGUUAGACUGUUAUCUGGAGGCUUAUCAUCAUGUCUUUGACCCAAAAGAGAAAAAACGGCUCGCUCAGAUUAUGGUUAAUGUGAUGCACUCGAGACCAAGAUACGAUUUUUCUGCUGACUACUUCGUGAAGACAUAUCGAGCUGAAUGUGUCUGUCUGCGACUUCAUUGCAACUUAAUCAAGUCAAUUCUUGACAAACAGAUUGACGAUGAGCGAGAGUACAUUCAGAAAGUUUCAAGGGAAGAUAAUUCUACAUUGUUUGGUCUUCCCCAUCGGAUCAUUCCUCAACAGCAUAUUGCAGUGAACACCAGUCGACCCGCCCUUAGAUACGUCUACAUGUUGGAAUUCCAUCCAUCCCUUGGUCUAGCCAGCAGAGUAUACGAGGCAUUGCAGAGCGCUUUGAAGAUGUUUAUCCAGAUACACAAACCAAAAAGUACAGGAGAGAUGAUAUCACUUGAACGUCGCUUAUAUGAAGUAGCACAAAAGGAAUGGGACAGCCAGGAACCAACUGGCCACUCAUUUGCACUGCAGACACAGAAAGACCUCUUUUCUGAAGUAUUCGUGGAAGAUCCUAUCUUUGUUUGUGAAGUUGCACAGUCCCUGGUAAACCAAGCUUUCAAUUCCAAAAAGGGUGGACGAAAGUCUGUUAAGGAAAAACAAAAGAUACUCACGGAAACCUGGUCAAAACUGUUGGAGGUUAUAACUUUAAGACACAGGCUCAUAACUGCUGCCCAGGAAACAGAUGUAGUCACGAAGGCAUACAAGCGACAAGCCAAAGAGAUUGGAUUUGAUGAAUACCAUGCGUUUCUUCGUGCCGUGUCGUUUGACUUUGCACAGGCAAAACCAGAUGCUGAGAUACAAAAUGUUCUCAUUACCGUUGUACAAGAAGACGAUAGUAGGGUAGACAGAUACACACCAGCAUAUACUCCUCUGGCCAUUCAAGAACUGGAUGAAAAGCAUUUGGGCACGUUCAGCUUUCGCACAAGAGAAGGAGUGUUGCAGAUUAUGUCAGGAACAGGCGUGGAAAAGUUGCAAACGAUCCUAAUGGCUCAGGUUGUUCACAAGAAUCUUAUCAUUGCAUCCAUUCUUCAACUCGACGGCUGUUCAAAAAUCAUCAAAGCUGCAAAAGCAAAGGAAGCAGAAACCGAGAAAAGCGCUGGAUUAUCCCCAGGCUCCUCGCAUGACACUUCCUUUGCUAGUCGGCCUAGUUCAGGCGAGGGAACGUCUGCUCAUCUUGCACCAUUCUCCACCAAGAGACUGGACCGAGAGUUUGAACGCAAGCUUCAGGAGGUGUUUGUAUCGGUGCAGUUGGAGAAGACGUUUUUGAGAGAUAAAAUGUUAAAUGACUAUAUACACAAAAAGGAACAAUUGGGAACAGUCAUGAAGAACAUUGAUGAGGUUAUCAAGCUGAAAAGAAAAUUAGUCACGGAUUUCUGCGAAAACCUUCACAAGAGAGUUUCCCAGUAUUCCUUGCAGUCGCAGAUAAUCGCUUAUUCUGCAAGUCUGUUAAAUCUUAUGGCUGACUUUCCAACCACAAGAGAUGCUCAUUUUGUUAUUGGCGAGGAAGAUGAGAAGAAGACUGAAGAAGAUGAUAACUUAGUUUCUGAUCCCAAGCAAUUCAGACCCAGGUCUCGAAGGCUGCUGUCGUCCGAUGGCAAAAGUUUACUUAACCUCUGGUUUAUUCCUCAUUACACCGAGAUAACAAGGAUGUUUUCUAAAAUGAAAGGAGAUCAAAGAAACGCAGCUCUCAAAGUGAUGCUGCAACUUAUUUCAUCGCUUCACGACAUCUGUCAGUACCUCUGUGCGCAUGCCCGCCUUGGCAGCUCGCAUGCCCGACUUGGAUCACAGAAGCUGGAAUUUUCUGGGGUGACCGCUGACUGGGGAGGCACUGAGGGCAUCGGUGCUGAGUUACGUGAGAUUCAGAAACAAAUCAACCAUCUGGAAAACCCGCACGAUCCUCAAGAGGUUGCAGACUUCCUUGCCAAACGCCGUGAUAAUAUGUUUUUGGAGUUCGACAUUUCCAUCAGUCACUCAGUGCGGGACACUUUCCUUUCUACUGGAAACGAAGCUGCCUAUAAAAGCAUUACAGAUAACAUGGAGUUCGCUCUUCAAAACCUCAGCAAUCUCCCCAGACCAUGCAUCUAUAAUGCGCAGAUCUCGCUACCUGAACCGUUAGAAGCAAAAGAGACUCUGGCACGAAGUUUGUAUCCUUGGAGAGCCUUCCUAGAAAGGUACGGUCCUUUCCCGAUGAUGUACUGGCAAUGGGACCUCAUUGGGGAGAAUAUGCAGCUGUGUUUAGCUGGAUUACGUGAUGUGGACAGACAUGUCGUCAAUGGUGAAAUCCUUGGCGUAUCCCUGCUUCUGGAAGAUGUUCUUCAAAAUGGCCUUCCCGAAUUAUUUUCACAACAACCAGACGAUUCGGCAGCCUCCGGCUCCACAGGGCAGCGUUCUAGACCGAGCACGAGCACUUCCCGAAGACCUCCGAGCCGUCAUGGCGACAAGCAAGACAGUAAUGAAGAUGAAGGUGGCAAAACCUCUGUUCCUGUAGAGACUGGUCCCUAUGGAGACAUCCCCAAGGGAGUGGUAUCAUUCAGCACCAAUCCCCAAGCAGCCGUGAAACUGAUAAAUUUGUUUCUGUUGGUGUGUUCCCGUUUGGAACUUCUAAAAACUGACUGGGGAUGUCGGAAGCUUGGAGUCAACGAGAUAGCGACUUCUAGGCUCUACAGAACCAUGUGCAAAGUGUAUAAGAUCGAAAUCCUGCAGCCAGUGUACCAACAAGUUGCUGUUAAAAUGGGCCAGGGCCAAGAGUACGCCGCCCUCGGUGCGUUGGUGAACGACGAUGAACCUUUGUCCUCUCCCCCUGGUGCAACAGAGAUGGAGCUGAAAGUCAAACAGCUCAUUCGUUUACUGGAGAACUUAGAGUGCACCAUGAUUUAUGACGUCAUCAGGAGGAUAUCCCGUGAGCACACGUUGGUCGUGUCUGAGAGAGGUAGAGAUGACGCAACACUGCCGACUGAUCUGUGGAAGAGACCGGUCAUGAAAGAAAAUUGCACCAUCGCUAAGCCUCAUCUGGUGGAGAAUUUCAUCCAGGAUCUAAUGUCAGAGCACACGGAAAAGGACGAAAAUGUUUCCUUUACAAGGGACCAUUUGGACAAAUGCUUAGUAAAGCUAGCCUCUGAGACAAUGCUACGGGAAAGGAACUGUUUCGAGAGCUACGCCAUGUACUAUGAGAACCUCCUCCGUCAUCAGCAUCAGUUGUUGUACAUGAAGGAGCAGGAGAUAAAGCAGCAUCAAGAUACAAUUGAAGCUAACAGCUCUGCUACCAUCGUGGAUGUUCACUGUCAAUUAGCGGACCGAAGCCAUGAACAACUGCUUGAGAUCACUGCUCUCCGAGCGAAGAUUGCCGAGAUGAGAGAGUCCCUCAUGAAUCAGGAAAAGGAACUCCGAGAGCGAAUCAAGAGCGACUUUGCAUUUCUAGUUCAGGAACUAUUUUCCAACUGCUUUUCGAUGAAAAACAGUUUCGAGGAAUUCAGAUUAUUUCUACACGAUGACGUUCAUGAGGGACUGAGCGACGUGCGUCGUAAAGCCGUGGAAGACAUGAAAAAACUUAGAGAGAAGUCUGGAACAUUAAAAGAGGAAAGCGAAGCUGCUUCGAAACAAGUUUUAGCCAAGUCAGAACAAAUCAGAAAAUUCCAAGAAGAAAACAAAUACCUUGGACAACUGUUCCUAAAGAUAAAGACAAUGAAUAACUGGAAGCGAACACGUCUCUUUAUCCGGUAUCACGACUCGGUCGAGAGUUUACGAGAUGAGGCAGACAAAGCCAAACGAGAGUGCUUAGGAGUUAAGAAGAUUGCAGAAGAGAAAGAAAUACUAUUUAAACAAGAACAGGCAGCUCUGAGAAAGGCUCUUUCAGAGGUGGAGCGAGAGUGCCAGAAACUGCGUAAAAAGCUACAAUACGAGCAAAAGACCAAGCUGCAGAAGAUGCAUGCUCAGAUGCAAGAAGCGCACAGUAUGAGACAACUGGAGCUCGCCAAGUCGACAAACAUCGAUAAACUAAUAGCAGAUCUGGAAGAGAAGGAACUGCAGCUUCGUCUUCUUACUCAAAACUUGGAUAGAGAUCAGCGAAGAAAUCUUUUCGCGCAAGAACAAUCCAAGAAGGCCCUAAAGCAAAUGAUGCAGCAAUUGGACCAUGAAAGAAACUUGAAACUUGACGCUUUUGAACGCGUUGAAGAUCUACAGAGACAGAUUUAUGAAUACGAGCAACAUCUGACCAGCGGCUUUUCGAGGCCAGGCUCUGGAGCAGGUUCUAGAUCUGCAUCCCGCACAGACAAACGCCCCCUGUCCUCGUACCGGACGGUGCCGGACACCUACGCCGCGUCUCCGCUGUUUGUUCCAUCUACCCGUCCAUCUAAGCCUGUCAAUGUGGUACAGCCGGUAGCUGGAGGAGGUUUUUGGCCACCCCCUGUGGUAUUUCCACAGAGACAAGCCACUACACCGGACCCUGUGAGUAGUUCAUAUUCACCGCCUCCCAAAAUUCAAAGGCCAAAAACUCAUACUGGUCGUUUGAGAGGGAAAAUUUCUGACAGUCUCUUGGGUGACGUUGAAUCAGAUGAUCUCCCAGAUACAAGACUUCCUCCAACAUUUUAAACUCUUAAACUACACUAGGAAAGGCAAACAGACUCACUCUGGGCAACGUUCAGGAAAAUUGAAAGCGCAAUAUGAGUGAAACGAGUUGAAAGGAGCCUGGGGAGAAAAAACAAGGCAGCCCUAGCACAUACUCGGUUUUUUCGUACAGCAGCUUGUUCACACGCUAGGGAAAUGCUUUCUCCUCUAUAAUGAUUUGGCUGCAAUGUAGAUUAAAGGAAGUCUGUUACCUCAGUCGAAUUUACAAGUUUACACCCUGAGACGCGACUUAAAUCCAAGGACUCGAGAAUACGAGACUUGAUUGUAUUAUAGACCCGAGUGAUUAGUUAAAUAUUAUCUUGAAAAUGAAUUAAUAUACGAAUAACUAACACAAGGAAAUUGUGUGGAAGAAACUUAAAAGCCAUAGAAUAGAUGAAUUAUUUAUGCCAUGAUUUUGGACACGUUCACACGCUGAUGACAACAUUUUAUGAGGUUUUUACUUUUCAAAGAAUCGAUUGGCUUUGCAGCAUGUCAAUUUUAUUUAGGAUUUUUCUUGCAGAGAAGUUAGACGCAGCAAAAUCUUGCUCCUACUUUGUUUAAUUUCUUCAGGGGUACCACUAUCGGUACUUUAAUAUAUUCCAGUAAGAUGGUUUUGAAGAACUAUUUAUGAUCGAAACUGUAGGUGAGCUACUCUUACGAAAGUGUACUGUCUACAAAAAUCCUGGUUCCGGGCGGUAAUAAAAAAAAUACCCCGUUGGGGUGGGGGCCAGUCACGGCUCGUUACAGAUUCAAUGAACCUGAUUGGCUGGUUUGUUGGAAUCGCUUGAAGUAUUACAAGGUGUUGACACUGCGUGAAAGUUAUUUAUUUUGUAAGUAACUCUUUAGUUUCUGUCUUUUGCAGAAUUUUCUAGUGGGAUCAUACGACUCGUAGUCUCUUCGUGCAAUUCAACGAAGGUUCCCCGAGUAACGAUACUUUUCCUUCGGGAAAUUUCGAAGAACCCCGCACCGAAAAAAAACACUUGUUUUUAAGCUAAUGAUGUUGUAAAUAACUUAAGUCCCACACGAGCUUUGUGAACUCGGGAAUUUUUAUAUGGAAACAAGAUUUUGCACUUUUGCAGUCUCUUAAAAAUAAAGUU
Molecule: messenger RNA, 8096 nt
Organism: Pocillopora verrucosa
Lineage: Eukaryota; Metazoa; Cnidaria; Anthozoa; Scleractinia; Pocilloporidae
Source: RefSeq, a predicted model, not a curated record